Messenger RNA from Rotaria sordida, 1062 nucleotides. NCBI's taxonomy places the organism in Eukaryota, Metazoa, Rotifera, Eurotatoria, Philodinida, Philodinidae. The record is from the annotation of a GenBank genome assembly.
AUGUCGUUUUCAUCAUCGUCUAAAAAAUCUUGCCCUGCAGAUGGUUGUAACAGUGUGGGUAUUUUGAAAUGUGAAGGUUGUUCACAAAUAUUUUGUCAAAAACAUGUUGAUGAACAUCGAGAUUUUCUUAAUUAUCAAUUAGAUGAAAUUGCUCUUCAACAUGAUACUUUACAACAAAUGAUUACGGAACAGAAAAACAAAGAUAAAAAUUAUCAUCCUCUUCUCAAACAAAUUGACAAAUGGGAACAAGAUUCUAUAACAAAAAUUCAACAAACAGCAAAGGAAGCACGACAACAAACUGAAAUAUUAUUUGGUUCACAAAAAGAAAUGAUAUCGAAAGAAUUGCAUGAUCUUGCUGAAGAAUUAGAAAAAGCUCGAAUAGAUGAUGAUUUUGUUGAGAUUGAUCUUUGUCAAUGGACAAAUAUGUUAGAAGAACUUAAGCAUAAUGUUAAUAAUGUUAGUUCUUCGGCUAUUAUUAAUGAAGAUCCAACAAAAUUACUUGUAGCUAAUAUAUUUGUUUCUUCACCUAUACAACAAAAUUUCAACGAAGUUGAACAAUUUGGAAAAACUUUUGGUAAUGUUUGUAUUGCUGAGAAUGGUCAUUUGGCUUAUCAUUGUGGACUCGAGAAAGAUUUUGCAUUUGUACGUGGAAUGUACGAAUAUUCAUCUGGCAAAUAUGAAAUUCGAUUUGUUAUGAACAAGAAAAAUCCAACAAAUGUUAUGUCAUUUGAUAUUAUUUCAAAAUCUAUGCUCAUAUUAAAUAACAAAUUCAAUAUAGAAAAAUCAACUUUCGGCUUGUACAGCAAACACAAUACUUAUCGUUCCAUUGCUAAAUCGCCAUCCUAUGAAUGUUUUCUUAAUAUGGCUGAUGAAACGGCAUUUGAAAUUGAACUUUUACUUGAUUGUGAUAAUCAAAGAAUAACUUAUUUCAAUGAACGAACGAAAAAUAAACGAGAAUUGAAUGUGAAUAUUAGAAGAUGUCCAUUUCCUUGGCAAAUACUUAUUUAUCUAUGUGAUGCAGAAGAUUCUGUUAGACUUUUGUCGUCAAAAAAAUUACUUUGA